Diaporthe citri is the source of this 2142-nucleotide messenger RNA. RefSeq lists its product as uncharacterized. The record is from RefSeq and is a predicted model, not a curated record. Lineage: Eukaryota; Fungi; Ascomycota; Sordariomycetes; Diaporthales; Diaporthaceae. The transcript is spliced from 3 exons. Bases 1 to 2142 code for a protein of 713 amino acids.
AUGCAGAUCGACGAUGUCCGAAUUGAGUUCGGUGAGCUAUUACAAGCCUUGCGGCUUUUGAAGAAAUUGGACAGCCGUAUACCCACACAUUCAUUUCUCAGCAGCUUGCUCACACAAUCGGAGAAAAGACUCAAGAACGGGACCGUCUAUGCUUAUGGGAAGGACAGCACCGCUGACCCUGUGGUGCGUUUGCCGGUUCCGGGGCCGAAAGCAAAUGUUGACUCAGCUGCAGUCCAACAACACGAGGACCUUGUUUCCACAAUUGAAAAACUGGAAAACAUGCUUGCGCGCGUCGACAAGGUAGUGCAAAAAGAAUUGGUCGAGCCGCUGAUCGAUGGCGACCAGGGUAUCGAUGACAUGAGUGACGAUGAGAAUGAUGGUUUCUUCGCAGAAAUGGAACUCCGUGACUACUUGCGACAACAGAACGCAUCGUUACGUGAGAGCACAUACCUCUAUCGGUCAUUGAGCCAACUGAACAACAUGAGAAGGGACCGGCGAAAUAAAAUGCGACCCUCUCUUGGAAAGACGAUGCCCGAUGACCAAGCGGCGGUGGAUGCAGAAGCCGAAUUAAGGGCGACGAUGGAUGCUCAGCUCGCGGAAAUGCUUGCGAAUGGUAUUCCUGCGACAGGCUCCCGGAACACAUGGGCACAAUUUCAGUCCAUAGCGCCGCCCAUCUCUCGUCUGGGAUGGCAGGGUGAUCGGCGGAAAGAGUCAAUCAUCAACCUGUUUGAGUUACUCGUUGGCGAGCCCGAAUCGACACUUGUUGGAUCGCGGGAGCGAAAUCCAGCCCCUCGCUCGAUGCCAGUAAAUACUGCUGACGCUAGAGCUCCUGGAGAAACGCCACUUCUGGAAAGAAUUCUUUUUCAUUCUUUGGAGCUCACCGGCAUUCUGGUAAACGUUUCUGGCGGUAUGUUCUACCGUGGCGAUAUUGGCUGCCUGCCGGGUAUCAUCCGACCGUUCAAAAUGCUGGUAUAUUACGAAAAGCAACUUCGCGAUUAUGCAGCAAGCCUUCAAGCAGGAGAUGCGGCCGUGGGCGAAGACAGCCCCAUUGUGACUUUGAAGGAUGACGUUGGGGCAAGUCGUACAUCUGAGACAGGGCGCGAAAAUAACAGCUCAGACGAAGGGGUCAUUGAACGAGACAACUCGGUCCGCCUGCUGCAUAUCCGAUGCCUGUUGGAUUUCAUUGAUAAUGAAGUCAACGCUAGAAAAGAACACCUCAAGAGCGGGCACUGCAAGAAAGUUACAUUCAGCGAUUUGUGGUAUCUAUUCCAGCCAGGCAUCGAGGUCAUCGACCAGGAUAACAAGCAGGCUUACCGAGUUGUGCGUGUGAUGAUGCCGAAGCACAACACAAUCUCGCCAUGGGAGUGCUUCCGCAGUUUCAAAUCCCAGGAUGGCGAGGAAAACUUGGAGAAGUCAGCCAAAAUCCAUUGCAUCUAUAUCGACUGUGAUGGCGAAGAGAUCGGUCCUGUCCUCAGGACUUUCGAAAUUGCACAGUUCGACCAAGAGAAAAUGAUUGAGGCACUGCCAAUCUACCCUCUCCGGAUGGUCCGUGAGGCUGGCUUUCGAGAUCGACUUGUCGAAAGGGGCAAGAUGCUAUGGGCUGUGAUACAGGUCAAGCCCAUGUAUUACGCCGGUCAUACUAUUGACAUAAGGGAGGAGGCAGACAGCCAGGUGAUGAUCGACUUCAGGGAGGCUCUGAUACAUGCCUCUGAGCAUGACAAAGAAUGGAAGCCCCACGUUGACGUUACACCCACGUCAUUCGAGGAAGUCGUGGACCCCGAGAAGAAAUAUUGUCACUCCGUCUGCUGCUAUGGCCAGGUCAUACACGACGAAUCGUAUGUGGAGGUUAAGCAGACCGAGGAAUUCAUCCAAAGCCAGCUGGAAAGAAGCUUGGGGGAUCGAGCAUCGCUUAUGCUUUAUCCCCAGACGAUCGGAGAGAUUCUUGAUGCAAAUAGCACUCCUAACAAAGACGAGCUCAUUCUCAUGAGCUACAGGGCCUUUGGAUUCAUCCUGAGAAGCCGAAAGUGGGCACAACUUGACUUGACAUACAUGAAGUAUGAGAACGAAGCCAACAGAACCAACGUCUUACUAAGCGCCUUUGACCGACUCAUCCUCCCCGAGGGCCAUAAGGAGAUGGUCUAA